Molecule: messenger RNA, 5373 nt
Organism: Puntigrus tetrazona (Sumatra barb)
Lineage: Eukaryota; Metazoa; Chordata; Actinopteri; Cypriniformes; Cyprinidae
Product: tyrosine-protein kinase JAK1-like
Exons: 24
Coding region: 187-3540 (1117 amino acids)
Biological process (GO): cytokine-mediated signaling pathway; cell differentiation; tyrosine phosphorylation of STAT protein
Cellular component (GO): membrane; cytoskeleton; cytosol
Molecular function (GO): non-membrane spanning protein tyrosine kinase activity; ATP binding; cytokine receptor binding
Source: RefSeq, a predicted model, not a curated record
UCACCGCCAAACAGCCAAUCAGAUUCGACGCGUCGGUCACGUAAUUUAUCAGAAUCUCGAUUUUCGUCACCGUCAGUUUCCUUGGAAGCCUAUCUGGUCCGGAUGCGCUUUCGACGGCAAGGAAACUGUUGGAAUGGAAUUUUGCCGGGACCUCAUUAAUAAAGCGCCGAAAAACCAGAAGUAGUCAUGGCCUCGGUGAUAUUACAGGGGCUCGAGGUACAUUUUUACCUGCCAGACACACACCAGCUCAUUCAUCUGUCGGGAAGUUUCACAGCAGAGGAGCUGUGUGUUGAAGCUGCCAAGAAGUUGGGUAUAACACCGCUGUGUAGCAAUUUUUUCGCCCUUUAUGAUGACUUUAGCAAGAUCUGGUAUCCACCCAAUCACUCCUUCACUAUUGAUGAGACUACAAGAUUGAAGGUGUACUAUCGCAUGAGGUUCUAUUUUACGAACUGGCAUGGGACUUCUUCUCUCAACACAUGUCCUCCGGUGUUCAGACACAGUCUCAAGAAAGGGACGGGGUCCAUGGAGGCGGCUGUUCUGGACAGAGUUUCACUGACGUACCUCUACGCACAGAGCCAGCUUGACUUUCUGAGCGGUCUGGCGCCUCUGCGUAGUGCUUAUGAAGAGAACGACGUCCAGCAGAUAGAAAAUGAGUGUUUGGGUAUGGCAGUGAUGGCCAUCUCCCAUGAUUCUAUUGAAAAAAAUAUUCCUGUCUGCGAAUUUGAGUACAAGAAUUACAUCCCCAAGGUCCUGUACAAGUCCAUACGUCACAGGAACAUUCUCACUCGUAUGCGCAUCGCCAACGUCUUUAAAGUGUUCCUCGAGGAAUUCAACAGGAACACUGUGCAGGGCUACAACAUCAAAACCCAUAACCUGAAGGUCAAAUGUUUGUCCACUUUAGAGACUCUAACGAAGCACUUCGGCCAGGAGGUGUUUGAACCCUCUUCUCUCAUCAUACAUGAGAAUGAGCAAUUGAUCACAGACUCUAGCAGCGAUGCUGGUGUUCAUUACAAGAUCCUGGUGUCUGGCACUUCUGGCAUUCAUUGGUGUAAAGUCUCCACCGAGGCGAGUUCGGAUCCAUGGACCAAUCAGGAGAGACGUAAAUCAAAGAGAGACAGCAAGAAAUUGAGUAAAUUAGCAUCGCAUGAUGCAGAACCGGACAGAUGGACUCUCUUUUCAGACUUUAAUGAGAUAACGCAUCUUCUCAUCAAAUACUCUGUGGUUACCAUAUACAAACAGGACAACAAAAACAUGGAGCUGAAGCUGGCAUCCUACGAGGAGGCGUUGUCUUUUGCCUGUCUGGUAGAUGGAUACUUUAGGCUCACAGUAGAUGCUCAUCAUUUCCUCUGCAGGGAUGUGGCUCCCGUCUCACUGGAAAACAACAUACGAGAGGGCUGCCAUGGUCCAAUCAAUACAGAGUAUGCUAUCCAUAAACUCAAGCAGGAAGGUUAUGAAGAGGGCAUGUACCUGCUGCGCUGGAGCACUCAAGACUUCAAUCACAUUCUCUUGACUGUCAUUUGCAGCGAGCGCGAUUGUCAAGGCAGCAUCACCAAAACCUUCAAGAACUUUCAGAUUGAGGCGAACGCAGAGGGCUUCCUCCUGACCGGGACAGAUAUUGUAAAGCCCACUCUGAGAGAGCUGACGGACCACCUGAGUGGCCAGUGUCUCACAACAGAACACAUCAGCUUAAGACUUGAGCGUGGCUGUCCACCCCAACCCAAAGAGCAAUCCAACCUCAUCAUGAUGACCAGGCAAGAUUCAGCAUCGCCACACUCUUCCUUCAAUAAUGCAGUCAUCCAUAGGAUCCUCAGAAAUUACUUCACUCAGGAUGAACACCUGGGCCAAGGCACGUGCACAAACAUCUAUUUUGGGAAGCUGAAGCUGAAAAAUGAGGAUGAUGACGGUUCGUCAGGUCAUGAGGAGGUGGAUGUGGUUCUGAAGGUCCUGGCAGCAGGACACAUUUCUGCCUUCCUGGACACAGUCAGUGUAAUGCAGCACAUUUCUCAUAAAAACAUGGUUCUGAUGUAUGGCAUAUGUAUGCACAGCAUGGACAUCAUUAUGGUGGAGGAGUUUGUUCAGCACGGCCCUCUGGAUCUGUUCAUGAGAAAUCAUCGCUCUGAACUCUCGCCCUCCUGGAAGUUUCAGGUUGCGGAGCAGCUUUCCAGUGUCCUCAGUUAUUUGGAGGAUAAGAAGCUUGUUCAUGGCUAUGUCUGUGCUAAAAAUGUCCUGUUGAAGCUGAAUGGUUUAGAAGGACAAGGUGGUCCUUUCAUUAAACUGAGUGAUCCUGGGCUGUCCAUCGCUGUGCUCAGCCAAACAGAGUGCAUUGACAGGAUCCCCUGGAUCGCUCCGGAGUGUGUUAAAAACACCAAAGCGCUAAGCAUCGCUGCAGACAAGUGGGGGUUUGGGACCACGUUAUGGGAGAUCUGCUACAAUGGCGAGGUGCCUCUGCGUGAAAAGAAACUCUCAGAGAAAGAGCGGUUCUACGAGGUGUGUGGCACUCUGGUCACUCCCAGCAUCAGCGAACUGGCUGAACUGAUCUCACAGUGCAUGAACUAUGACCCCAAGAAGAGACCCUUCUUCAGAGCCAUAGUGAGAGAGCUGGGACGCAUCAAAGAGCAGCACGAGAAGGCACUUCCUCUUAUGGAGGCAAUUCCUCCGCAGGAGACUGAUCCUACAGAUUUUAAGAGAAGGUUUCUCAAGAAAAUCAGGAAACUUGGAGAGGGUAACUUUGGGAUGGUGGAACUGUGUCGGUAUGAUCCUAAAGGAGAUCAGACAGGUGAGAUGGUGGCUGUCAAAUCUCUGAAAACAGAAAAUGAGAGCAGCAACCUGUGGAAAGAGAUCAGCACCAUCAGAAACCUCUACCAUGAAAACAUCGUCAAAUACAAAGGCAUCUGCAACGAUGAAGGAGGAUCAAACAUCAAACUCAUUAUGGAGUACUUGCCCUCUGGCAGCCUGAAAGAAUACCUGCCCCGUAACAAAGCCAACAUCGAUCAGAAGAGACUGCUGCAUUAUGCUCUUCAGAUAUGUCAGGGUAUGGAGUACCUAGGGUCUCAAAACUACAUCCACAGGGAUCUGGCAGCGAGAAACAUCUUAGUGGAGAAUGAAUCACUUGUGAAGAUCGGGGACUUUGGCCUGACUAAGUGCAUCAGUAAUGAAAAGGAAUAUUACAAAGUGACAGAAGAACAGGACAGUCCUGUGUAUUGGUACGCUCCAGAAUGCCUGAUUAAUCGUAAGUUCUACAAGGCAUCCGAUGUCUGGUCUUUCGGGGUCACUCUCUUUGAAAUCAUGACCUACUGUGACCGGGAGCACAGCCCACCACAGGUAUUCCUUCAGACGAUUGGCCGGUCUCAAGGGCAGAUGACCAUGACCAGGCUGGUAGAAGCUCUUGAGAAAGGCUGGAGGAUGCCACGUCCGGAUUCGUGCCCUGAAAUGGUCUACAGUCUGAUGCGCAGUUGCUGGAGUCACGCACCAGAAAACAGAAUUGACUUUAAGGGUCUGAUAAAAGAGUUUGAGAAAUUGCUCACUAGGGACAGCAUGUAGCUUCCAUUCAUUAUAUCAGUUACACACGCAGAUUCAUUGAGUAACUUUCUCAUUAGAAUAAGAAAAUUAUGCAUGUUGCUUUCUCUUUAAAUCUUUGCCUGUUAAUCAUCUACCUCCAAAAACACUCUGCUAAUACAGUGUAUUCUUACUAGGUUAACACACCACUCAGCACUUGAAGCUGCAUCAAAUGUAAGGUCAGAUUUACUAAAAGCUUAAACCAAUACAAACGUUAUUGCAUACGCAUUUGUAGAAAUGUCCUUGCAAAAAAUAUGUUUUUAAAUUAAUCAUGCAACAAAAUUUACUUUAAGGUUUAGGGUAACAAAUUUAUUGUAUAUAUGCCAUUAUUUAAAGGUCCCCUGAAGUGCCUUGAAAAACGUAGCGUUUUUCUAUGUGACGUAAUUUCAACUGAAACAGGAAGACGGGGUAGGACACGUCCCCGCUCCCUUUUUAACAUAGCCAAUGGCGUUUUGUUUAUAUCUACUCUGGCCAGAGCCAUUGAACUAUGUGGUAAAGCCACAUUUGACAGCCACAGUCGAACAGAUUACCCCCUAGAUUCAACAUGAGCGUACGAUUCGCUCUGUGCGCCCCGUCCAAAACAGCAUACUUCCCUACUAUACAGUAUGCGAGGCGAGAGGUAUGUCUGAAUUCAUAGCGUUCAAAAAACAGUAGACGAGAAGUACCCGGAUGACAGAAAAUACCGUGAACCGCUUCAGCGUAUAUUUAUAGUGUAAGGGGCGGGUGCUUCAGAUUCAACAGAGCAUUUGAUUGGUCAGGCUAUUUAAUGACAAGCUGAAGUACAAGGUAACGUAAAAAAAAAAAAACGUUACGCCCUUUUGAUAGACGUAACGGAAAUUCAAGCGUUAAACGCUUAUAUCUCCUAAAUGCAAAUUUUGCCACUCUUUAUAUAUAUAUAACACAUUUGCUCAUAGAUACCUUUUAAGACCAAAAUUGAUAUUAACACCCCAAAAAUGUUAAUUAUUUUAAUUAUAGGGGGACUUUAAUGCUCCAAAUGCAUGUUUUAACCACUGAUCUAUAUAUAUUGAUAUCUAUUUUAGAUCAGCGUCAUGCAGGUUACAUGAUCAGAUUACUUAUUUCAAGUAACUAAUGCAAAAAAAGGCCUGUAAUGUAACGCAUUACUUUCCAUAAAAAGCAACAGAAUGUUGUAAUGGGUUACUUUUAAAAGUAACUUUCCCAAACCAAGUAGAUCAGUGGUUUUAACCCAUUCUGACAUGACACAAUAGUUACUAAUUUGCUUUGCUCUUGGUAGCCUGCAUUGGUUAUUACAGAAAUGAUCUGAAUGCAUCUUUGUUCUUUAAUUUGCUUAUUUUCAGUAAAUCACAGAACUUGCUAAUGCUAAUUCAUAAUUCAUGUAAACGCGUAUGAUUUACUUAAAGAUAAAAAAACACAGAGGUGGCUUAAUAUCACAGGGAGCAUAUUUGUUGUAUUUCCUGGAUAAUAUAUAUAUAGCUGGUUUUCUAUCAUCAGGCUGAAUGCUUGUAAGAAAGGUGGCACAAGCACAAAUGUGUUUCUCUUUUGCUGGUCAAGCAUGCUAUUUCAGUGAAGCAAAAUACCAUACUUGCUUUAUCGGGGUAACGACUGAUGAACUGUUAAUAUCUCUGUUAUCAGUGCCACAAUGGACAACCGAACCAUAGCCAAAACAAUAAGAGUACAUUUACACGGUGAGCACCUGAUGGUGGAAAAGAGGCUUAAGCCAGACAAGAAAGAUAGAUCGAAUAAAACGGAAGGUGCAUUUUAUUGAGUCGUACUGUUAUAUUCAGCUGAUUUUACUGUAAACUUUUUAAUCAUAAAAAAAUAAAAAUAAAUGAAACCGUU